Messenger RNA from Parascedosporium putredinis, 1044 nucleotides. Lineage: Eukaryota; Fungi; Ascomycota; Sordariomycetes; Microascales; Microascaceae. The record is from the annotation of a GenBank genome assembly.
AUGCCGCCAGCCAACCGACUCACGUUCCUAUACCCCCGCCUAGCGCGGGCGCUCCGGGAAGCCGAGCCUCUCACGCGCACAAGACCCUCCCUCGUCAGCCAACCCGCCGCGAACCGACGCCACACGACCAACACCCGAAGGCACGGUAAAGCCGUGCAGUUCAAGUCCGCCAAGGACGCCGAGGCCAACCAGGCCAAAGAAACUACUACCGCCGCCGCCGCCCCUCCGCCGCCGCCGCUGCCGAGCCCCCACCGCCGAGCAAGAACCCUCCACCGAAGACCCACCAGCAAAGGGGUCCUCGCACGCCCACCCCCGCUGCCGUUUUCCCACUUCUUCGACAGCUACGCCAUGGUGAACCGCCUCGUCGAGGCCGGCUACGCGCGCCCGCAGUCCGUCACCAUGAUGAAGGCCAUGCGCGAGCUCUUGCGGGACAAGAUGACGGCCGCCCAGGAGGACCUGGUCAGCAAGAGCGACGUUGAUAAUGUAAAUCGAGCUUUCCCCCUCUUCCCUCCUCUCAAGUCGUUCUCACGACGAGGCAACGAGCUAACCCUCUAUUUCCUAAAUGCACAGGAGACAUAUCUAUUCAAGGCCGCCUGCUCGGAACUCAGCACAGAAGUCAAGAAUAACCGCCGCGCCGCCGACGAGGUCAUGCGCGAGCAGCGUAUGCGCCUCCAACACGAGGUCGACGUGAUAUGGCAGACCCUCAACCACGAACUACUCACCCUCAAAGACACCGUCCGCGGUCUCUUCGACGACCGUAAAAUGGCCGUCCGCGAGGAGCAAAGGCCAACGCUGGCUCCCGACAUGAAAUCCGACAUCGAGGGCCUCCGCUGGAUCCUCAUCCGCCGCUCCGCCCUCGGCAUCGCCUUCAUGGCCGUCGUCAGCCUCGCCACCCUCCGCUACGCCGCCUACGUCAAGCAGCAGCGCAAGGAGGAGGCCGAAAAGUCCAGGCGCCAGGAAGAGGAGCGCAGAAAAAUGUUUGCCGGCGCCGGCGAGGUCCGCGGCCCCGUGACGGACCCCGACGAGAUCCUCGCGACUGCCUGA